Cucurbita pepo subsp. pepo (vegetable marrow) is the source of this 3926-nucleotide messenger RNA. RefSeq names its product cellulose synthase-like D5 (gene CSLD5). Gene Ontology annotation, biological process: cellulose biosynthetic process. NCBI's taxonomy places the organism in Eukaryota, Viridiplantae, Streptophyta, Magnoliopsida, Cucurbitales, Cucurbitaceae. The record is from RefSeq and is a predicted model, not a curated record. Gene Ontology annotation, molecular function: cellulose synthase (UDP-forming) activity. Gene Ontology annotation, cellular component: membrane.
UAAAGCAAAUAUUGCCGUUGAAUGAACUGUGCCAUUCAUUUUCCUCAAAACCCCCAUGAACAAGCGUCCUUUCUUCUUCAUUCCCCACUUCCAAAUCCGCCAUAGCUUGCAAUGGAUUCUUAACAAUUUUCCUUCUCCUUGAUUUUUCUGUUUCUCUUCUGGGUCAUAGAAGCUUUCUCGGGAAAAUUUACAGGCUCUGAUUGUUCGUUUUGACUGAGAAAAUGGUGAACAGGGCUUCCUCUCCGUCGUCUUCUCCGGUGAAGAUAACUAUCUCAUCGGGAAGUAAAACAGGCAAUGGAAUCAUAUCGAUGGGCUUAACGAGUCCGAUUUCGCGUGCUUCGAUUUCAAAUAACCCAAAUUCCCCUCUUAGUUGCAGAGGAAACAGAGCCUCUAGCGGCGGAAACCGCCGGUCGAGUGGUGGAAAGUUCGUUUCCAUGUCAAAAGAUGAGGCGGUUGAAGAAAGUAACUCGGAGUUCGUUACUUACACUGUUCAUAUUCCUCCAACCCCAGAUCACCAGUCGAUUUCUGACUCUCAAGCAAGCCUCCCUGAGGAAAAUUCAAAUAUGGGGAAGCCGCAGAGUAGCUUCAUUUCUGGUACUCUUUUCACUGGGGGUUUCAAUUCGGUGACUCGUGGGCAUGUGAUUGAGUCACUGGCGAACCCGACUGAGCCAAUCAAAUUGGGGCUUGUUUGCGGGAUGAGAGGCUGUGAUGAAAAGGCUUUGAAAGGGAACACGACGGUUCCAUGUGAUUGUGGGUUCAACAUUUGCAGGGAUUGUCAUUUGGAAUGUGUUAGCCAUGGAGAUGGCCGUUGUCCUGGUUGUAAAGAGAGUUACAGAAGUGUUAGUGAUGAUGAAGCAGAGGAUCAAGCUUUGCCAUUGCCUUCAAUGGCGGAUGCCAAGUUUGACAAAAGGCUGUCUUUGGUGAAAUCAUUCAAAGCUCAGAAUCACCCGCCGGACUUCGAUCAUGCCCGGUGGCUUUUCGAGACCAAGGGGACAUAUGGCUAUGGAAAUGCAGUGUGGCCGAAGGACGGUUACGGGUUUGGCUCUGGAGCAAAUGGUUUCGAGCAACCACCCGACUUCGGGGUGAAAAAUCGGCGGCCCUUAACCCGGAAAGUCUCUGUUUCUGCUGCCAUUCUAAGCCCAUACAGAUUGCUUAUUAUAAUCCGUCUAGUAGCACUUGGAUUCUUUCUAACAUGGAGAGUUAGACAUCCAAAUCAUGAAGCAAUGUGGCUAUGGGGAAUGUCCAUUACUUGUGAACUCUGGUUUGCAUUAUCUUGGCUAUUAGAUCAACUUCCAAAGCUCUGUCCUGUAAACAGAGUAACCGACCUCUCUGUUCUCAAGGAUCGAUUCGAGUCGCCAAAUCUCCGAAACCCGAAGGGUCGAUCUGAUCUUCCGGGAAUCGACGUGUUUGUAUCAACCGCAGAUCCUGAGAAAGAACCACCACUUGUAACAGCCAACACAAUUCUCUCAAUCCUUGCUGUGGAUUACCCUGUGGAGAAACUGGCUUGUUACUUAUCAGAUGAUGGUGGUUCUCUCCUGACAUUCGAAGCAUUAGCUGAGACAGCCAGCUUUGCAAGAGUGUGGGUUCCGUUCUGUCGAAAGCACGGAAUCGAGCCGAGGAAUCCCGAGGCUUACUUCGGACAGAAGCGUGACUUUCUUAAGAACAAAGUGAGGCUUGAUUUUGUUAGAGAGAGGAGAAUGGUGAAGAGAGAGUAUGAUGAAUUCAAGGUGAGGAUAAACUCAUUGCCAGAGUCUAUAAGGAGAAGAUCAGAUGCUUAUAAUGCCCAUGAAGAACUUAGAGCCAAAAUGAAGCAAAUGGAAAUGGGUAGCAAUCCUUCAGAACAAAUCAAGAUCUCUAAGGCAACUUGGAUGUCCGAUGGCUCUUACUGGCCUGGAACUUGGGUAUCUCCUGAUACUGAUCACUCAAGAGGAGAUCAUGCUGGUAUAAUUCAGGCUAUGCUAGCUCCUUCCAAUGCAGAACCAGUUUAUGGUUCAAAAGCAGAUGGGGAGAAUUUGAUUGACACAACAGAGGUGGAUAUCAGAUUGCCAAUGCUAGUUUAUGUGUCUCGUGAGAAGCGGCCGAGGUACGAUCACAACAAGAAAGCGGGAGCGAUGAAUGCUCUUGUUCGAACCAGCGCAAUCAUGUCGAAUGGGCCUUUCAUUCUCAAUCUCGACUGUGAUCACUACAUAUACAACUCCUUGGCUCUACGAGAAGGGAUGUGUUUUAUGCUGGACAGGGGCGGUGAUCGGAUUUGUUAUGUUCAGUUCCCGCAAAGAUUCGAGGGGAUCGACCCGAAUGAUCGGUAUGCGAAUCAUAAUACUGUGUUUUUUGAUGUUAGUAUGAGAGCUCUUGAUGGGUUGCAGGGGCCUAUGUAUGUGGGGACUGGCUGCAUAUUCAGGAGGACGGCUUUGUAUGGGUUUAGUCCUCCUAGAGCUACAGAGCACCAUGGCUGGUUUGGUACUCGAAAAAGUAAGCUGUUACUAAGAAAGUCGAGGGUAUCAAAGAAGGAAGACGAUGAGAUGGCCGCUCCGAUCAAUGGAGGCAGUCUAGAUUGUGACGACGAUGAUGCAGACAUUGAGUCCUUGCUUAUGCCGAAGCGAUUCGGAAACUCUACUUCUCUGGCUGCAUCAAUUCCGGUUGCAGAGUUUCAAGGAAGGUUGCUUCAAGAACUACAAAGCAAGGGCAAUCAGGGUCGACCGGCUGGUUCUCUUGCCGUGCCCCGGGAACCUUUAGACGCUGCCACCGUUGCUGAGGCCAUCAGUGUUAUUUCCUGCUUCUAUGAAGACAAGACAGAGUGGGGCAAAAGAGUAGGAUGGAUCUAUGGCUCUGUAACAGAGGAUGUGGUAACUGGUUAUAGAAUGCACAACAGAGGUUGGAGAUCAGUGUAUUGUGUUACCAAGCGCGAUGCUUUUCGAGGCACAGCUCCGAUCAACUUGACUGACAGGCUUCACCAAGUGCUCCGAUGGGCCACGGGAUCGGUCGAGAUCUUUUUCUCGAGGAACAACGCCUUGUUUGCGACACGUAGAAUGAAGUUCUUGCAAAGAGUAGCAUACUUCAAUGUUGGGAUGUACCCUUUCACUUCCUUCUUCCUCCUUGUCUACUGCUUCUUGCCUGCAGUUUCUCUGUUUUCAGGGCAGUUCAUAGUCCAAUCCCUCAGUGUGACAUUCCUAAUCUUCCUACUAGCCAUCACAAUCACAUUGUGCUUACUCGCCAUCCUCGAGAUCAAGUGGUCGGGCAUUACAAUCCACGAUUGGUGGCGAAACGAGCAAUUCUGGCUAAUUGGCGGGACAAGCGCCCACCCAGCCGCCGUGCUACAAGGCCUGCUGAAAGUCAUAGCAGGAGUAGAUAUCUCAUUCACAUUGACAUCCAAAUCAGCCACACCGGAGGACGGAGAUGACGAAUUCGCAGACCUAUACGUCGUGAAGUGGAGCUUUCUGAUGAUCCCUCCGAUCACAAUCAUGCUGGUGAACAUGAUAGCCAUUGCAGUGGGAGUUGCAAAGACAUUGUACAGUCCAUUUCCAGAAUGGAGCAAGCUCGUGGGGGGAGUGUUCUUCAGCUUCUGGGUUCUGUGUCAUCUCUACCCAUUUGCCAAAGGGCUGAUGGGGCGCCGCGGCCGAGUCCCGACGAUAGUCUAUGUAUGGUCGGGGCUUCUAUCGAUCAUAAUUUCGCUGCUAUGGGUCUACAUUAGUCCUCCAUCUGGGGUACAAGAUCGUAUGAAGUUUCAGUUCCCUUGAAUAUUGAAAUUAGGAAAUGGGAAUCUCCUCAAUUUCCUGUUGUUAUUGUGGGAAGUAGUAGUAGUAAGUAUAGAUAGAUUGUGUGGCUUAUUGUGUUUAGGGUUGUUUGUGGGGGUUAAUGCCAUGGAUGUUGGUAAGAAUUCUUUUGUAAUUUUUUUUACUUGCUAUAUAAUUCAAACUAUUCCCGGUUAA